This is a messenger RNA of Gopherus flavomarginatus (Mexican gopher tortoise), 888 nucleotides long. It is a transcript of the gene HOXB13, whose product is annotated as homeobox B13. The record is from RefSeq and is a predicted model, not a curated record. The coding region runs from base 1 to 888 and encodes 295 amino acids. The transcript is spliced from 2 exons. NCBI's taxonomy places the organism in Eukaryota, Metazoa, Chordata, Testudines, Testudinidae. Gene Ontology annotation, molecular function: RNA polymerase II cis-regulatory region sequence-specific DNA binding; DNA-binding transcription factor activity, RNA polymerase II-specific. Gene Ontology annotation, biological process: regulation of transcription by RNA polymerase II.
AUGGACCCGGGGACUUUCGCACGCGCCGAGGAGCUGGAUGAAAGCACCAAGACCAUGGAGGGGCUCAUGGGGGCGGGCAGUUUUGCUGCAAGCCAGUGCAGGAAUCUGGUGGCUCACUCUGCCUUAGGAGGGCCCCCUCCUCCUGCCUUGAUGCAGGGCUCUACCUACUCCAACCUGGAUGCUCCCAAUGCAGGCCCCGGGGAUCCCUCCAAGCAAUGCAUUCCGUGCCCUGCUAUCCCCCAGAGUUCCUCCACCACCCCGCCUUUACCUUAUGGAUAUUUCGGCGGCUCUUAUUAUUCUUGUCGGGUUGCCAGGAGCUCGCUCAAACCUUGCCCCCAGUCCAGCUACUCUGCAGAGAAAUAUAUGGACACCCCAGCGGCGGCUGAUGACUACCAGACCCGACCGACAGAGCUGGCUUUCUACCCUGGCUACGCAGGCCCUUACCAGCCCAGGGCUAGCUACCUGGACGUUUCUGUAGUUCAGACCAUAGGUGGGCCGGGAGAGCCCAGGCACGAGACACUUUUACCCGUGGACAGUUACCACCAGCCGUGGGCUUUAACCAGCGGUUGGAACAGCCAGAUGUGUUGCCCCAAAGAUCAAAGCCAGGCUGGGCACUUCUGGAAAUCUGCCUUUGCAGAUGUGGGCCAGUCCCCGCCGGACGCCUGUUCCUUCCGCCGGGGUCGCAAGAAGAGGAUUCCCUACAGCAAGGGGCAGCUGAAGGAGCUGGAGAAGGAAUACGCCAGCAGCAAAUUCAUCACCAAGGACAAGAGGAGGAAGAUCGCCGCCGCCACCAACCUGACGGAGAGACAGAUCACCAUCUGGUUUCAGAACAGGCGGGUGAAAGAGAAGAAAGUGGUGGCCAAAGUCAAAACGAGCAGUAGCCCGUGA